Messenger RNA from Scleropages formosus (Asian bonytongue), 1402 nucleotides. RefSeq names its product KxDL motif containing 1 (gene kxd1). Lineage: Eukaryota; Metazoa; Chordata; Actinopteri; Osteoglossiformes; Osteoglossidae. Gene Ontology annotation, cellular component: BORC complex. Gene Ontology annotation, biological process: lysosome localization. The record is from RefSeq and is a predicted model, not a curated record. The coding region runs from base 136 to 666 and encodes 176 amino acids. The transcript has 5 exons.
UCCAGAACCUCAGAGCAACAGACAAAGAUGUAGCUAGCGCUGGAUUACAGUACUGAUUUAUUUUUUAAUUUGCACAUUCGAAAAAGAGUGACAACACGUUUGCAGAGCGUUUUGGGUCUGCUCGUCCUACGCGGCAUGGAGCCAACGGCAUCUGGAGUGUUCUGUGACCGAAUGCUUAGCAUGGUCAACUCGGAGGAUGUGAAUGCCAUCAUCCAAGCUCAGAGGCACAUGUUGGACCGCUUUGAGAAAACCAAUGAGAUGCUCCUGAACUUUAAUGGACUGUCCAGCGUGCGACUCCAGCAGAUGAAUGAGCACUUCCUACACCACACCCGCACACUAGUGGAAAUGAAGAAGGAUCUGGACAGCAUCUUCAGAAGAAUAAGGACACUGAAAGGAAAAAUUGCAAAGCAGUACCCAGAGGCCUUCAGCAAUAUCCAUGAGUCUCCUAUACUGGAGGACGAUGAUGAGUUUGACCCUGUCCCACAAAGCACAGCCACCACAGCAACGGCCACUUCAGAGCAGAGCACUGAGUCAUGCGACACCAGUCCGGACAUCAUCUCCCCAACAGUUAGCCGAUGCUCAGAAGACUCUGCCCAAGAACCGCUGGACACACCUACAUCAGAUGGCCUAGGUGUGGCCGUGCUGCAGGACGAGGGUCCGGAUUAGGCCCGAAGAGACGCCCAGGGCAUGUUACAGUUCUCCGUAACUUAGAUACUAACUGUGGCUGUGUUUGUUUUGGGAUAUAAUGCACCCUGCCACAUUUUUGUCCAGUGAAGGAGGACACACAAGCUUGCAUUAUGAUCUUGCAGCACUAUUCAUUAUCAAGGCCAAGUACUUGAAUUUUGUUUUUUUUGUUUUUUUUUUUUUUUCCUGUUCCAAUUUAAUCCUUACAAGGUAUUGAACUACUCUGCUGCUGUGGUGGCUGUAUCUUUUUCAUUUAUACAUAAGCCUUUUAAAGUUUACUAAAAUAUUUUCAAGAGAUGCAUUUAAAAAGAUUAAGGAAUAUGCAAUCUUUUACAUACAAGGAUGUCUAUUUUUUAUGAUUAUUGUGGCAUCCCGUUCAAUGAAAGACAUUUCUGUUUGUCCGUAAGCAUUUAAUCUAUUGAGAUGUUAUUUGGGUUGGUCUCCUCACUCUGGAGAGGAGCUGAAUAAAUUAUAUUCUUAAUUACUAAACAAUGAUACAAUACAAAAUUUAACCUUUAGAAUGUGCCAGCCAAUGAUGAAACCGAGUGUUAUUUUGUUAGUUUAGCUUUGCUAUAUAUUGUACUCCAAAGUACUGAAGUUGUAAUUUGAUUGUAAAGGAGCUGUAUUUUUUCCAUAUGCAUUUGUUAUUGGUUGUGUGUCUUUUAAGUAGCUAAAUAUGAAAUGCCAAAUUAUGUAUUAAUUAGACUCAACAAUAAAA